Molecule: messenger RNA, 579 nt
Organism: Cryphonectria parasitica EP155
Lineage: Eukaryota; Fungi; Ascomycota; Sordariomycetes; Diaporthales; Cryphonectriaceae
Product: cupin domain-containing protein
Exons: 1
Coding region: 1-579 (192 amino acids)
Source: RefSeq, a predicted model, not a curated record
AUGGCAGACCAAAAGAACCAUGCCCAAGGCCAAACAUCACCCCUCCGAACCCCCCACCGCUUCAUAACAGACCACAACCCCCAAGGCCUUGCCGUCUUCAACACCACUCUUGCCCCAGCCCUCCCCGCCCAGGCCAUGCAGAACGGCGACAAGUUCUACCUAGGCUACACAACCACCGCCUUCCCGCCCAGUUUCACCAACAACGCCGACAUAACCUCCUACGCCCGCGACCUGUCCGACCCCCCAGGUGUCGUACGUCCAGGCGGCACCGUCCUGCGCCUCGUGGAUAUCCGGCCGGGAGGCGAGUCGCCCAUGCACCGCACCGUCAGCCUGGACUACGGGGUCGUGCUCGAGGGGGAGGUCGAGGCCGUGCUGGACUCGGGGCAGACGAGGUUGCUGAGGAGGGGGGAUGUGGUCGUGCAGCGCGGGACGAACCAUCUCUGGCGCAAUGCGAGCGGCACGGAGUGGGCGAGGAUGUUGUAUGUUUUGCAGGAGGCGCAGCCGGUGGAGGUUGCGGGGAGAGCGCUGCGGGAGGAUUAUGGGGUGGGUAUGGAGGAUGUGAGGCCGAGUGGGAAUUGA